Messenger RNA from Penicillium psychrosexuale, 966 nucleotides. RefSeq lists its product as uncharacterized. Gene Ontology annotation, biological process: protein phosphorylation. Bases 1 to 966 code for a protein of 321 amino acids. The transcript has 2 exons. The record is from RefSeq and is a predicted model, not a curated record. Gene Ontology annotation, molecular function: protein kinase activity; ATP binding. NCBI's taxonomy places the organism in Eukaryota, Fungi, Ascomycota, Eurotiomycetes, Eurotiales, Aspergillaceae.
AUGUUUUCAAUAAUCUCUACUCUAUUCAGACCCAUAUGCUAUCCGCUCAAUCUUGUAUUCGGUUCCAUCUACAGGGCUUUGCGUGGCUGGAUUCCAUCAGCGGGCACUACAUUGAAACCAGAGCCUGAGGAUACGACACCGGCUGGAAAUGAUGUGUCAAAUUCCCCCGCCUCCCACGUCGACAUUCGGGUAAUCCAUCAGUAUCUUCCUCCGGGGGUUUCAGAGAUCAUUGGUUGGGGUGGUGGAAGUUACAUCGGCCUUGUUGAUGACACGACUGCCUUGAAAUACCCACAUGUUCCUGGCGACCGGCAAAGCCUUGAAGUAGAGGCUCAACUUCUCGACAUUCUUGGACCUCAUCCUCGAAUAAUCCAAUCCAAGGGGCUGACCGAGCAUGGUCUUCUUCUGGGAUAUGCUCCAAACGGCAACUUAAUGGACUAUAUCACCUCGGAUCACGUUAUUCCUCUUGAAAGAAGGCUUCAUCGGUGCCAACAUGCUGCCGAGGCACUUAGUUAUAUCUAUUCAAAGAGUGUUAUCCAUUGUGAUCUAAAUGUUCGGAAUUUGCUCCUUGAUGAGAACUUGGACCUCAUACUUGCGGAUUUCCAAGGCAUGCUUAAGUCGAGUGGUAAAACAUUACUAGAUGGGCUAUCUCGUGAGUGUACAAAGUCAUUUCGACCGCGAGUUCACGGGGACUAUGCGGAUGUGCACACUGAACUCUUUGCACUUGGCUCCGCAAUUUAUUUCAUCAUGACAGGACACGAACCCUUUCCGGAGCUAGAUAGCUUUGAUGAUGAGGAGAAGAUAGAGUCCUUAUAUGAGGAAGGGAUAUUUCCAUCUGCUGAGCAAGAACAUAUUUGCUAUUACAUCACGGAAAAAUGCUGGAAGCAACAAUACCAGUCUGCUGGGGAUGUUGUUCGGGAUAUUACUCAACUACAGGGAAUAUCCGAGAAGGAGGAUGUCCGGAUCUAG